Molecule: messenger RNA, 1055 nt
Organism: Rhodofomes roseus
Lineage: Eukaryota; Fungi; Basidiomycota; Agaricomycetes; Polyporales; Fomitopsidaceae
Exons: 4
Coding region: 189-800 (203 amino acids)
Source: RefSeq, a predicted model, not a curated record
GCUAUGUCAGUGGAUGCGAGGCUACCGGCUAUGCCUUAUAUGCUGUUGGAUCGUCUGCCGUCCUUCGUUCGCGACUAGGCCUUCAUUUGAGUGAAAAGCGCUGACACGUAUGUAGAAAGUUUAUAGCACAGGCAAAACCGGACUUUGGCCAGCAUUCAUUACGGUCGAUCCUUGCCCUCCGAUGAUGAAUGCGGACUCGAGAGACUCUACACCCAAUACCAAGGUUGCAUCGCGCACCCGUCAGGAUCAUCGAAGGCCAUCAUGGGAUUUGCAUUUCUCGUCUUUCUCUACAUAUCGCCGAUAAACGAUGCUACCGUGGACGUCACAAAGAGCAGCAGGCCCCUCCUGUAAGCUGCGAAGAAACACGAGGGCAUCCGCGACGCUGUGGGACGCCCAGCGGUACUGGAUACGAGGCAUCGCGCGUCUACACUCUCGCAUGUGGCUACGGCAUGUCCGACGUUAUCCCUCUCGCUGCGAAAGCAACCUUCCGAACAUGGCCCAUGGAUCAGUUUUCACCUCCCUAUUUCUCAGAGCUGCAAUGUAUGACGGACGCGGGACACCAUAGGCUACUACGGUACCGGUGGCACUGCGUCGAAGUAGCCACAUCUCUCGUUGCUGAAACUACUAAGAAGGUCGCCGUACUCUGGUCCGGGCUGUGGGAACACGUUCGAGGACAUAGUCUAGCUUCUUGUGACGAAUACGGCUUCUGGAACGCCUCAAAGUCACACACGUAUUCUCUUCGAAGUGCGCUCCUACUUCGACGACUAAUUCGCUCGCACGGCUCAUGCGUUGCGUGUUGAUUCGAGCGGCGCCGCGGUCACCACAGUGACUGUCCUGAGCCGAGCGCUGCAAGACGUAUACAUAAAUGUUGCUGUGACGAAGGUAAGUGCCUACCCCACUCAGGCGUCAUGACUCUUUGAGCGGAGUGAGGCUCAUACAAUCUAUACCACAAGGUCCAUCUUAAAGUUUGAAGUAAAGUUUGAAGUAUGAGCGACGGUGUCAGUACAGUAGUGUCUUCGUGAAUCUUCGAAGUUCCGUUCAAAUGCUCCAGGCGC